Messenger RNA from Scomber japonicus (chub mackerel), 1571 nucleotides. RefSeq names its product solute carrier family 7 member 11 (gene slc7a11). Gene Ontology annotation, biological process: amino acid transmembrane transport. Bases 1 to 1503 code for a protein of 500 amino acids. Gene Ontology annotation, molecular function: L-amino acid transmembrane transporter activity. The record is from RefSeq and is a predicted model, not a curated record. NCBI's taxonomy places the organism in Eukaryota, Metazoa, Chordata, Actinopteri, Scombriformes, Scombridae. The transcript has 12 exons. Gene Ontology annotation, cellular component: membrane.
AUGACUCAAAGGUCUGCAUCUGGUCAAAAAGAUGGAGUUGUCGCAGUCAAUGGACACAAAGUUUCCCAAAACGGGAGUCAGCCAGGGAAACUUGCGGAUGAGGACGAUGAAAAGGUGGGACUGGGGAAGAAGGUGACCCUUCUUCGAGGGAUCUCUGUCAUCAUCGGGACCAUCAUCGGAGCUGGCAUCUUCAUCUCUCCAAAGGGAAUCCUGAAGAAUUCGGGCAGCGUGGGAAUGUCUCUGGUUGUGUGGAUCGCUUGCGGGGUGCUGUCUCUGUUUGGAGCUCUGUCUUACGCUGAGCUGGGCACUUGUAUUAAGAAGUCUGGGGGACACUACACAUAUAUAAUGGAAGCUUUUGGCCCUCAGAUGGCUUUCGUAAGACUAUGGGCUGACCUCAUCGCUAUCAGGCCUGCAGCGAUGGCAGUCAUCUCUCUGGCCUUUGGUCAGUACAUCCUGGAGCCUCUGUUUAUGCCCUGUGAUAUCCCCCCUAUGGCUAUCAAACUGGCCACCGCCAUCGGCAUCACUUCUGUUAUGUACCUGAACAGUAUGAGUGUGACGUGGACAGCCAGGAUUCAGAUCUUCCUCACCUUCAGCAAGCUGCUGGCCAUCUCUAUCAUCAUAGUACCUGGAAUGUACCAGCUCUUCAAAGGGGAGACCAAAAACUUUGAGAAUGCUUUUGAUCUGAACAAGGUGAAGCUGUCUGGUAUGCCACUGGCCUUUUACUCUGGGAUGUAUGCAUACGCUGGGUGGUUCUACCUGAACUUUGUGACAGAGGAGGUAGAGAAUCCUGAGAGGACUGUGCCAUUAGCCAUCUGCAUCUCCAUGGCGAUUGUGACUUCCUGCUAUGUGCUGACCAAUGUGGCGUACUACACGGUGAUGUCAGCUGAGGAGCUCCUGGCCUCAGAGGCGGUCGCUGUGACUUUUGCAGACAGGCUGUUGGGGAAUUUCUCAGUAGCAGUGCCGGUGUUUGUGGCUUUGUCCUGCUACGGUUCCAUGAAUGGCUGCCUGUUUGCCUUGUCAAGAAUGUUCUUCGUGGCGUCACGUGAAGGACAACUCCCCGAGGUUUUGUCCAUGAUCCAUGUCCGCAGACACACUCCAGUGGCUGCUGUCCUCGUACUGUAUCCAAUGACCAUGCUCCAGCUGUUUGUGGGAGACAUCUACAGCCUGUUGAACUUCAUGAGCUUCCUGCGGUGGCUGUUCAUCGGUGUGGUAGUGCUGGGUUUGAUCUACCUCCGAUACACCAAGCCUGACCUCCCUCGCCCAUUUAAGGUACCGCUCUUUAUCCCAGUGGUGUUUUGUAUCACAUGCUUCUUCAUGGUCUUCCUAUCUCUGUACUCGGACCCGGUCAACACAGGGAUUGGGUUUGCUAUUUCCCUUACUGGCAUCCCCGCCUACUAUAUCUUCAUUUACUUCAACCAAAGACCAAAGUGGCUUCAAAGGGCUUUAGAUUCCUUCAACAGAACCUUGCAGAUCCUCCUGGAGGUCAUUCCUGCGGAGCUAUAACAGCACAAUAUACACAAGAUCACCUCUAGUCAGCUGAACUCAGAAAGUGAAACUGGACUACUGCUAAA